This is a messenger RNA of Dunckerocampus dactyliophorus (ringed pipefish), 2342 nucleotides long. RefSeq names its product multiple epidermal growth factor-like domains protein 9. Bases 160 to 1191 code for a protein of 343 amino acids. Lineage: Eukaryota; Metazoa; Chordata; Actinopteri; Syngnathiformes; Syngnathidae. The transcript is spliced from 9 exons. The record is from RefSeq and is a predicted model, not a curated record.
UGACGCUGAGGAGUGGACUGGUCCCACCUCAAGCAAGCUUCACUGACGUCGUCUUUUUUGAAAAAAACAAACAAAAAACAAAGCUGUGAGUGAUUUGUCAAGGUAGAGAUGCUGUAGAUGAACUUUGUCAGGAGAAGAGUAGUGGACCAUUAGAGGAGGAUGGACCGUCGGGCUCCUCUGCCCUUCAUCUCUGCCUUUUGCUUCGUAGGCAUGGUGCUAAGUCAGACCACACCCACUCCUGCAGCCCUCACCACCACUCUGUUGGAGAAUGGCACUGUUGUGACACCGACCCCUGCUCUUGUCAGCACCACCACCUCCACCUGCUCUGCAUUCAACACUUCUAACUGUGAGCCUUGUGCCCCUGGAUCACAGUACGACAAUGGUACACUGCUGUGUGCAUGCUGCGCCGAGCAUGGGCUCUGUCUAUUUCCUGGAGCCUGCCUACCAUGCACCAUCGGCUUCUAUCAACCACUGUCUGGGCAGCAGCAGUGCCUUCCCUGCCGGCAGGGCUUCUACACAAAUUUCACCGGAAGCCCGUUGUGUCUGCCUUGCCCUCCUGGAUCCUUCAACAACAACACUGGUGCAGACAGAUGUGCAAGUUGCUCCCCAGGUUUCUUCUCAUCACUACACAGUUCCACUUCAUGCUCACCAUGUGCACAAGGCAGUUUUUGCAACUCCUCUGGUUGCUCCCAGUGUCAGAUCUGUCCUGGAGGGUCAGAGGCACUACAGUCUGCAGCUAGAGUUUGCACACCGUGUCGGCCCGGUAUGCACAAGGCUCCCCAUCAGACCAUGUGUCAGAUCUGCAGCAGCGGAUCCUUCCAGAUUCACUGGGGCCAAGAGAACUGUGAUGUCUGCCCAGAAAAUCACUAUUGUCCAAGUCCAGACGUGAACCCCAUUCGUUGCCCCGGUGAUGCCUUCUGUCCUCAGGGCAGCUCAGCUCCAGGCUACUGCAUGGAGACUUUCUUUCGUAAAGCGGGGGACACUUGUGAAUUAGCCCCAGUUACCAUUGCUUUGUUAGUUAUUGGAGGAGGAGUCGCUCUGCUCUUCAUUAUUCUAAUGGUCCUACGCAAAAUGAGAGACACAGAUGGCGAGCUGACGGUGUCCCGAGCUCCAUUGCUACGCAAAGAGAGGCCUCAAGGUCGCUACUAUGGGAUUCCCGGUGAUGCAGAACCUGUGUAUGCUGGCUGGUGAAGGGAUGGAACGAACACCAAGUGAAGACUGACAUUUAUUGAUGCCUUCAAUCCUUCAACUUGUUGUUGGUAACAAGUUGGCCCUCGUGUGAAUUAUUGUACAUUGCCAGUUGUCAAACACUAUCCUUUUCUAAGCAAGCUUAUUGGAUUAGCAAGACAAGAAGAUGCAUGCCAGGACUUGGUGGGAGCCUUUUGCUCGUAUGAAAAGCACUUUUUACUGGAAAAAUUGAUUACUUUGCACUCGUAUUAGGGCUGUAGACUCUUGGGUGCAUCCUCUAGCUAAUUCCUUCAUGAACACUGCGGCUUGUUUCAAUGCAUUUCAUUGUUCUAAGUUUUUUUCACCUGCUUUUUUAAGAUUGUGUAUGUUUUAAAAAAUAAAUUAUAGUUAGAACCCAACCUUUAAGUCCAUUGUGCAAAUUAUGCAGCCUACAUAAUAAAUUAAUGGUUACAACCAUCAAGGUUUACCACUUUCACAUCCCUUCCAUCUUUAAAACUAAACUUCCGGUAUUGACUUUUAUUUGAGUAUGGUAUAGUUGUCUUACAACUAACUGAAAAAAAAUACGCUAAGGAUUUUAACAGCGAAAAGACUACACUACACUACAGUCAAGGCCCAAAAUAACUGUCUUGCCUACAGUGAAACGUGGUGGUGUCAUGGUCCGGGGCUGCAUGAGUGCUGCUGGUACUGGGGAGCUGCAGUUCAUUGAUGUACAGUGGCAUUCUGAAGGAGGGAAUGAUGCUUACACUAAAUAUGGACACAAUUUGGACAUGUUCACUGUGUGUACUCACUUGUGUUGUUGGUUAUUUAGACAACCAUGGCUGCGUAUUCGCUUAUUUCAGACAAAUAGUACAUCUAUACUGCUAUGUAAGCUGUACACUGACUAAUGACUAUUUUAAAGUAUAUCCUAGUUUUAUUUCAAUAGUAUUGUCCUUGAUAUAAUAAAAUGAUUGCUGAAAUGUGAGGUGUACUGUACUUCACUGCAAUUUUUGGCGGUACAAAAACCCAAGUGGAGGUGAUAAAAUGAGCUACAGCACGGCGCUUUGAAAACAUUACAGCUGUGACAUUCAUUCCUCCCGUUAGCUGCACUUCUUUGAGCACAUUUGCCAUGCUGACUUCUUUUCAGUGGACACAAGAAGGUUUAAAAGCUGUUCAUU